Molecule: messenger RNA, 3526 nt
Organism: Moneuplotes crassus
Lineage: Eukaryota; Ciliophora; Spirotrichea; Euplotida; Euplotidae
Source: the annotation of a GenBank genome assembly
AAUGGAUCACGAAUACUUUUCACGAAGUAGAGCUGACAAAUAUGGGCUAAAUAAUGCCCUUAAGCAAAGAACACAACAGUUUUGGAAGAAGAACAAUUUUACUGAUAAAAGAAAUCUUCACUCUUCCUUCACCUUUCGGAACCUUGGGAUAACUAUGCACAAGAGCCAGAUAAAGGAAAUGGCUCAGAAGCAUAAGCUUGGUCCAUUUUCCUCCCUUGGUAGGAAAGGAAGCACUGCAUUAAAGGCUCAAAAGAAAAUUUUGGAAAAAGAUUUUAUCAAGAGUCCAAACAGGUCAAGAAAAGUAGAUAAUAAUUCAAGAAGGAUUACCUCUCUCACCGAAUUACAGAAAUAAGGAAAUAAUUGAUAGGGAUGAGAUUAGGAUCUUCUCUCCAAUACUGAAUUUCAAAAAGCCGCACUUCAACAACGCAAGGUACGAUCAUGAGGAAGCUAAAGGGAAACUGAAAUAAAUCUGACAAACUAGACCUAGUUCAUAAGAAAUCUAAGAAGGCUCAAUAUUUAAAGCCUAGCCCUUCUCUAAGCCAAUCUCCUGUCAAAAGUAAAGAGAGCAAGCAGUUUAUCAAGAAUAAGAAUUUUAGUCCAGAACCCAGACCGACUCAGGACAAUCUCUUUCCUUCUCUUGGGACUUCCUUGACACAAAAUAAAAGAGCAUUGAAAUAAAAAGAAGCUAGAGCCUAUCAAAACUCUCCAGAAGUGGCCAUCAAAGAAGCUUCUUAUUGGAGAUACUUAUAUCAGGAAAUUCCAGGCGUCAGAGAUUGCCACAAAAAAUCCAAGUGUAACUGAUCUUAUAGUAGCUACUCCGCUGACCAAGAGCCUGGAUGCUAAGGCUCUCAGGAGAAAAUUUUCUAAUAAGGCUUUUAGAGUGGGGAAUGUACUAGAAAAAACAGCAACCAACCGGGGAACUUUCAAUUACCUCAAUGAGGAAACUGAUGACAGCAUUUCAACGGAAGAACUUGAAUCAGAGAGCAGCCAACAGCUCUUUAUCGGUAAAUAUGACUCGUUCAUUAUUCACUUUGACGAGGAAUCCAGGACCAUUAUCUCCAAAAGAGUCAGAGACAGAGAAAUUCGAUUUGGAAAUCUUUCUCUAGGAGACGAUUUUAUUUGAAAGUUUGCUGAUCAACUUAAAAAGGACCACAAUAUUCAUAAAAUUUUGAUAAAUAACAAUAGGAUAACUAGUCGAGGAGCUAUGGCCAUCUUGAAUAAGGUAUCGUACUCGACUAACUACCUGAAUCUCUCAGGAAAUCCGGAUAUAAAGGUCGACUCCUACAAGUUCUUAUCCAAGUAUGUACUUCAAGAUUACAGGAAGAAGAUAGUUCACCUAAACUUAGAAGGUAAUUCUAUGGGAGAUUACUCUAUUGGAAUCAUCUGAACUACUCUUGCUGAUGAUUCAUACAUUAAGUAUCUUAAUCUAAGCAAAAACUGUAUAACUGACAGAGGGGCAGCCGCCCUUGGAUAUCUCAUAUACAACAACCGCUCCAUAGCUUCUUUGUUCGUUAGUUGGAAUGAGUUCAAAGGAGAGGGAGGCAAACAUAUUGCUGAUGGCUUGAAAGAGAAUGCACAUAUAAAAGUGUUCGACAUGAGCUUCAACUCUAUUGGUUCAAUGCACUUUCAGAAGCACAACUGCAUUAAAUACUUUUCUGAGGCCUUUAAGAUCAAUAAUACACUUGUGCAUGUUGAUAUGUCUUAUCUUGGUUUGAUCAAGAAAGACCUUGAGUUAUUAAAUCAAGGUCUUAAGCACAAUCAUUCGAUAUUGGGCAUUCAUAUGUUAGGAAAUGAAGGAGGAGUUGAUUCAUUGGGAUACCUAUCCACAGACCUAGACCCUCCUAGCUCCUCUCAACUGAUUUCCACCAUUAGUCCUAUGCUGAAAGCUGGAGAAGUUGAUCCAAAAUAACCUAGACCUUCAAAGAUGAACAAACUGUUGGAUUUGUGAAGGAUGGACUCCUAUUACUUUCAGGUUCAUUCACAAAAAUUCAAGCCAUCCACAUAUAAAAUUAAAGGAGAAAGCGACUGUGCUUCUCCAUCUUGGCAUCGAUAACUUUGAGCCUGACAUAAUGUAUCCUGAUAAGGAUAACCCUGGAGAGUAUUACAAAGUGCGGAUGGUUCCAGCUACAGAUACUUACUUCUAUUUCACAGUGGAUGAGCUUCCCCAAGUCAGGACAGAUAUUGACACCAUUGCUUGAGAUUCAAGCAAAAUUCCUAGAAUAGAGAAAAUAGAAGAACGGAACGCUACAAUGCCUUGGAAAGUCAAUGCCAUGCUCUGAGGCCCUCAGAAUCAGAUCGUCAUUUACUGUGACCUUCUUGAAAAUUUGAAUUGACUUCCCAGACCCAAGAAGUUCAAAGCUAAGAAAAAGAAACAACUCAAAAUAAAGCCAAAAUUUGAGAUCUCAAAAUCUGUGUUCAAAAAGUACCAGAAUGAAGGGACAAAGCUCAUUGAAAGAUGCUUUGAAUUUGACUGGAAAUGCUCCAAGAUAGAGAAGGUCAUUAAAAGUGAAGAAGAGAGAAUCCUUAUUAAAUAAGUACCUCAAAUCAAACUAUCGGAUAAUCAGAGAAGCUUAUAAGUACUUUGCAGGAAUCUCUCCUUGUGGAAUAGUUCCAGGUAUCGGCCAGAACGCUUUCAAUGAGAUCGUCAAUGCUACUCAUAUCUGUGACAAUAAGAGACUGAAACUUGCUGAUAUAGACUUUGAGUUUAUCGUGACUAAAUCUGGUAAUAAGUAAAGCACUUAAUCCAGAAAGAUGGCUGAUAAGAUAUCAGUUCAUGGAGAUAUUCGUCAGGCUUGCUCUCCACAUGUACUUCAAGUCUAAAAUAGUUGAGACACAGUCUGAAUCAGUAGUCAAAUUAAUGGAUGAAAAGAUAAUGCCAUUCUUUAACAAAUUUGAUUGCCACAAGUGGAGAGUUGAGCAUUUAUGGAAUCUUGAAUGUGAAACAGUCUUAAUUAAAUAUAUCGGAGUCCUUCAAAGAGUUUAUAAUAGGUACUCUGGGAUGUACACCUUACCUGGAAGAGUCAAGUUCAUGAGCAUCGAUGAAUUCAUUACUCUUAUUAAUGAUUCUCAAGUACUUUCAAACGAAGUAGGUGUCGGAAAUUCUGAACUUGGGGCUCAAUUCAACCUCUCAAUGAGUACUCAAGUUGAUGAAGUUGAGAAAGAUCGUCAUUGCCAAAUGAUGUUCUUUGAAUUCUUGGAAGCCAUAGCUAGAGUAUCUUAUAAAAUAUCAUCUUUCCCUGAUGUGGAUAAACAAAUCUUGUUCAAAAAGGAGAACGGGAAAAAGGAAGCUAGCAUGAUGAGAAACAGAGGCAGCUCUUUAGACACAUCGGACUCUGAAGAUGUCACCAAAGAAGAGGUGAAAGAAGAUGCUAUUGAAAAAUACUAUAAUGCACUAGUAAAACCCUUGCAUGUCAAAAUUGAAAUCUUGAUCAAAUAUCUCCAAAUAUGUGCUUUGGAGGGUAGAGACAUCAACAUGCUUGAAGGGAAAGAUAAUAGUUUCGAUAAAUAACCAAACCUAGUUUCAAUA